Molecule: messenger RNA, 1496 nt
Organism: Sardina pilchardus (European sardine)
Lineage: Eukaryota; Metazoa; Chordata; Actinopteri; Clupeiformes; Clupeidae
Product: GTP-binding protein REM 2-like
Exons: 6
Coding region: 211-1059 (282 amino acids)
Cellular component (GO): plasma membrane
Molecular function (GO): GTP binding; GTPase activity; calcium channel regulator activity
Source: RefSeq, a predicted model, not a curated record
GAGAGAUUCAACAAAAGCAAGACCAAAGGAAACACUUACACUGUUGGUGCUGCCAGCGGUGUGCCAGGUUAGAGGCUUCAGAAGGGAGUGAACACCAAUGCUGCACUAACAACGAAGGACUCUCGUCACUUCAUCGUGUUGUGGUGGAGCUGAGAAGCAGACUGGCAGUAGUUUUUUGUCCAACUUCUCCCUCACCAUCCAGUUCCCAGUAUGACAUUGUCCAGUGCUCCGCCUCUGCGUAGAGGAAGCACCCCAGUUCCCAUAAAGCACCAAUUAAGACGGGAGGAAGCCGUCAAUGAUGAUGGUGAUUGGACGUCGGGACUAGGUGCCCAGUCACCUCCACCAAUCAGUUUCUCCCCUGCUCAGGACGAGUUUGCGUCUCUGGGCGCAGACAGGCACGGGGGGCCUCUACGGAUCGCCCUGCUGGGACAGAAUGGAGUCGGCAAGUCUUCGCUGGCCAUUGCCCUGGCUGGAGAUACAGACAGAACAGCCUCUGUAGACUCAGAGGGGGAAGGCUAUGUUCGCAUGGUUACCGUGGACGACGAGGAAAGCGCCAUCAUUAUCUAUGACAACUGGAGGCAGGACCUCUCCACGCUGCAGUGCGAGGUGUGUGUGCUUGUGUUUUCGGUGACGGACAGACGGAGUUUCCACCGCACCGCUCAGCUCCGCCUUCUCCUGAGGGAGACGCAGCCACAGACCCCCAUCAUCCUCGUGGGCAACAAGAGCGAUCUGGUGCGUUCCCGCGAGGUCAGCACAGAAGAGGCACGUUCCAGUGCGGGCCUGUUUGGCAGCCUGUACCUGGAGCUGUCCACCACGCUGGAGCACAACACGGCGGAGCUGCUGGAGGCGGCGGUGCGGGCGGCGCGGGGCGAGGGCCUGGGGCCGGCGGGGGCCUGCGGCGGGGACGACGGGGCCGGGGGCCGGCGCGAGAGCCUCACCACCCGCGCCAAGCGCUUCCUGGCCAGCCUCGUGCCGCGCUACCCCCGCGAGAGGGAGAGAGAGGGGGGCAAGUUCUUCCGACAGAAGUCCCGGUCGUGCCAUGACCUGGUAGCCCUGUGAUGAAUGGAGCAAAGGGAGUGUGGGGAGAGAGAGAGAGAGAGAGAGAGAGAGAGAGGGAAAAAGGGAAAAUUAUAUAAUAUAUGAAUUGGAAGAGGGAGAAAGAGGGGAGUUGAGAAUCAGAGAGGACGGAGAGGUGCUAGCUAUCAGCAGCAAAAUAAUCACAUGAUAUAGAUAUGAGAUGUAUUUCAUGGCCAAAGGCAUUAAGAGACGUUGGAUGAUGUGUGCUGAUCUGAUGUCAUUUAGAACAAGGAGAGAGAAACCACAGACUAGCUCUAGAUGUAUAGAUACACUUCAUAUAGAGUACAGCACAUAACACGUAUGUCCUAACUCUACAUUUGUAUAUACAUAUCAUGGUGUGACCUGUGUCGAGCUACUAUUUGUCAUGUUCAGCCAAUUACCCCAUGAAAGUGUUACCGUACAAAUAAACUGCAGUUGAA